Molecule: messenger RNA, 680 nt
Organism: Solanum pennellii
Lineage: Eukaryota; Viridiplantae; Streptophyta; Magnoliopsida; Solanales; Solanaceae
Product: dirigent protein 17-like
Exons: 2
Coding region: 172-567 (131 amino acids)
Source: RefSeq, a predicted model, not a curated record
UCUAAACAACCCUAGAGGAACCUAUGAACUCCAUUAAUGGAUUUCCUUAAAAUCAAUCUUUGAUUGUUGGCGUUGGGUUACAUAAAUUCCUCAAUUUCCACAUAAAUUCAUAUUAUAAGCUAUCACUAUUGGAUCUGAACUUUUUUGGGGUUGAUUAGAAGAACUGCUGUAAUGGAAUUUUCAGGCAAAGAAAACGAAGUGGAAGAGUGUUUACCAGCCGGAGUGUUUGAGAUACCUGGAGAGCCAGCUGUUGUUAUUAACGGAUUGCCUCCAAAUGUUGAUGACACAUUUUUACCCUGCCCAGUAGUUACUGAUACAGAAUCACAUAAGAAUGCUGUUUUUGGCAAAUUGUUUGAAGGAAGAAAAGUUCGCAAGUUAUUUGGAGAUAAUUAUUACAAUGGAAAAGUUAUUAAAUUUGAUGAGGAAAGUGGUUGGUUUAGGGUGAAGUAUGAAGACGGUGACAACGAAGAUCUUGAAUGGCAGGAGUUGGAAGAAAUUCUUCAGCCUUUGGACAUUAAUAUUCCAUUGGAAAAAGUAGUUAAAAAGUUCAUCAAGAAAAAACACUAAUCUCCUAGUUAGUUUAUUUUCUGAUAAUACAUGUUUUUUUUUGCUUUUGUUAUCACAUUAUUUGAGAGUUGCAACUAUUUCUUAUUUAAAAAUGUUGAUUGAUGAUUUCGUUA